Scheffersomyces coipomensis is the source of this 366-nucleotide messenger RNA. RefSeq lists its product as uncharacterized. The transcript has a single exon. The record is from RefSeq and is a predicted model, not a curated record. Lineage: Eukaryota; Fungi; Ascomycota; Pichiomycetes; Serinales; Debaryomycetaceae. The coding region runs from base 1 to 366 and encodes 121 amino acids.
AUGUUUUCUAAAUCAAUUUUAAGAAUAAAACCAUUUCAAUUAUUGUCAAGAAGACUCUUGACAACUGCUGAACAUCAACCUUCAGCCAUUAGUAAAUUAAUCACAUAUGCUCCAAAUCAAACUUUAACCAAUGGUACUAAAGGACAGAAUGUCUUGUUUCAAUAUGGAUUAUUAUUACAAACUUAUAGAAGACAAUUACCAAAAGCUGGUGGAGCUCUUUUAAGUGUGACUUUUACAAUGAUGCUUUGGUGUUUCGCUAUUAUGAUGGGAAAUGAUUUUAUUAAUGAUGUUCCAUUUGGAUUUGAGAGAACUGCUGCUUUAAGAGUUGUUAAAUAUGGUGACAAUCCCGUGGUUGAAUUUAAUUAA